This is a messenger RNA of Anoplopoma fimbria (sablefish), 4285 nucleotides long. It is a transcript of the gene ttbk2a, whose product is annotated as tau tubulin kinase 2a. The transcript is spliced from 16 exons. Gene Ontology annotation, cellular component: ciliary basal body; nucleus; cytoplasm. NCBI's taxonomy places the organism in Eukaryota, Metazoa, Chordata, Actinopteri, Perciformes, Anoplopomatidae. Gene Ontology annotation, biological process: peptidyl-serine phosphorylation; cilium assembly; signal transduction. Gene Ontology annotation, molecular function: ATP binding; protein serine/threonine kinase activity. The record is from RefSeq and is a predicted model, not a curated record. Bases 252 to 3983 code for a protein of 1243 amino acids.
AUCACGCUCAGACAUUUUUUAUUUUCUUCUUCUUCCACCUUUCUUUCUCUCCCUUCUUCCAUGGACGGCUCUCUCGCUGCGGGAUCCCGCUCGGUGUCGUCAAACCUGCAGGAUUGUCUGUAACCACACCCGGCUCUUCUGGCAGCAAAGACCCGAGGGUUCUCCAUCAAGGCCCAAAUGCCCAGCCCAGUCUGAGGCUGCUGGUUGAGGGGGGGAAGCAGUGAGGACAGCGUCCCUGGUCCACAGACGGGAUGAGCGUUGGAGCGGAGCAAGUAGACAUCCUAAGCGUGCUCUCCCUGGUCAAGGAACGAUGGAAAGUGGUGAAGAAGAUCGGGGGCGGCGGCUUCGGGGAGAUCUACGAGGCGGUGGACCUGCUGACGCGGGUCAGCGUGGCGCUGAAGGUGGAGUCGGCCCAGCAGCCCAAACAGGUGCUCAAGAUGGAGGUCGCCGUGCUCAAGAAGCUCCAGGGUAAAGACCACGUGUGUCGCUUUGUGGGAUGUGGCCGCAACGACCGCUUUAACUACGUGGUGAUGGAGCUUCAGGGUCGUAACCUUGCCGACCUGAGGAGGAGUAUGACCCGGGGAACCUUCAGCAUCAGCACCACCCUGCGUCUGGGGCGGCAGAUCCUGGAGGCCAUAGAGAGCAUCCACUCUGUGGGCUUCCUGCACCGUGACAUCAAACCGUCCAAUUUCGCAAUGGGCCGCUUCCCGAGCACCUGUCGAACCUGCUACAUGCUGGACUUUGGUUUGGCUCGUCAGUUCACCAACUCUUGCCAGGAGGUCCGACCUCCCCGGCCAGUAGCAGGGUUCAGGGGAACGGUCCGCUACGCAUCUGUCAAUGCACACAAGAAUAAGGAGAUGGGCCGUCAUGAUGACCUGUGGUCGCUCUUCUACAUGCUGGUGGAGUUUCUGGUCGGUCAGUUGCCGUGGAGGAAGAUCAAGGACAAAGAACAUGUGGGGAAGCUGAAGGAUACUUAUGACCACCGUCUGAUGCUCAAACACCUGCCGGCAGAGUUCGGCGUGUUCCUGGAGCACAUCGCCAGCCUCGACUACUUCACUAAGCCGGACUACCAGCUGCUGAUGUCAGUGUUUGACAACAGCAUGAAAACCUACAACGUUGUGGAGAACGACCCUUAUGACUGGGAGCGGACCAGCUCAGAUGGCACUCUGACAAUCAUUGCCGUUGCCACAACGCCGCAACAUCACACCCGCCUCACUCCGGCACACAUGGGAAUGGCAAAUGCCUCCCUGAUACCUGGAGACCUAAUGAGGGAAAACACGGACGAGGUUCUGCAGGACGAGCAGCUCAGCGACGUGGAGAACAAUCCGGCUCCGGAGCGCCUGCCGGGCUCUCCCCUCCACCCGCACCGCAACCAGGAGGCUGAUGUCUGGGAGGAGCUGGACCGCAACCGUAACCGCAUCAGGAGCGCAGUCUGGAAGGCGGAGGAGGAACACAGCAACAACCAGGGCAACCAUGGACACCAGAGCCCCUAUGCUGGUCCAAGCCUGGGUUCUCCAGUCAAACUGCAAUGUGAUGUGGUGGCUUCGGACCGCGACGGCCCCCUGCUGAGGAAGCUCCGCAACAUCCACAGUUUUGAGCUGGAGAGGAGGCUCACUCUGGAGGCCAAGCCCAGUCCAGAGCGCUUCCUGGAGGCCUGCUCGGGGAAGCAGCAGCUUGGCUCCCAGCACCAGGAGAGGGAGGCUGACGGUGCUGCAGUCGUCCCAGGAACUAAGGGUCAGGCUGAACCUGCCGGGGAGCGUCCUGAUAGGGUCUGGCACUAUGAUGAGGAGUUCAUGUCUGGUGGUGGUUCUCCUAAGCCAGCAUCCUGUGGAUCUCUGGAGCAGGGGGAGGGGGCAGCCAACAGCGGGGGCUUUGUGGCCCUCAAUCUGAGCUCUGGGAGGCAUGACAUUGACUCAAGGGACUGGGUAAUGGUGGAGCGGCCCGUUGGCUCUCCAGGAGCCAAGGUGACCACCAGCCCCUCGGAGGAGGAUGAGGAGCCAGAGGUGCUCCAGCCAGGGGAUCAGUCUCCUGGAUGGGAAAGGGGCAACCCGAGCCCUCACUCUGGCAAAGCUAAACAAGAAAGCAUGGCUUCCUCCAAGGGAAGUGCAAAAGUGGACAAGUUGGAGCUUAGCGUGGGUCCUGUAGGGGCUCUGCCGCCCGUCACUCCAACCAGCCCAGCUGAAGCUCUGGCUGAGGGAGUCCUCACUCAGCUCCCCACCUCUCCUCCAUCCCUGCCUGAGGAGGUCGCGAUCCGGACGUGCAGCCCCAUCCCGCUGCGCUCUCCCAGCCCUCACACACUCCUGACCACCCUGUCGGACCCGUUGCACCUGCGCCAUCCGCCGGGCAUCAGGCGCAGCCACUCCGUUGACCCGCAGCACCAGGAGCGCCCCUCCUCAUCCUCCUCCUGCCACGCCUCCCUACCACUGCCACCAAACCCCGCCCCCGGCACCCGCUCACCCAGUCGCAGGAAACUGCCGGCCAUCCCGGCGGGCGCUGCCAACGCCAAGUUUCCCUCUGUCAUACGCAUCACUCGUGCCCAGCUUCAGCAGUUGACAGCUCAGCGUCCCUCGGGGCUCUCCUCCCAGUCAGGAUCAGACAGUGCGCCACAGUGCCUCCUGCUGGAGAGGCGUGGUGAGGCUGACGCUGAGGCUCAGCAGGUCCAGGAGCACACAGCGGACAUCUGCUCCCCCCAGGACCAUGUGCUCACCCAUCCAGGGACACCCACAGACCCCCUGGCUGAGAUACUGUCCAAUGGCGACAUCCACACCAAAGCUCAAAGCCCUGCUCCAAACCGUGUGUCUUCCCCUCGCUCCCCACGCUCUCCUCACUCCCCUCCUCUGCGCUCGCCCUCCUCUCCACGCUCUCCACACUCUCCACACUCUCCACACUCUCCACACUCUCCUCGCUCUCCUUGCAGCCCUGUGUUUGCCAAUGGCCACCUCUCCCCUCCUGUUAACAGCCAUAGGGAUUCAAGUAAUGGAGCAUUCCCCAGGCUGAAAGACCCUGAGAAAGAUUCUGGCCCUCAGCUAAGGGGGGAGGUUAGUAGAGAAGUGAACCAUGCACCAGAUCAGAACAGGGGGCCGGUCUCCUCCCCGGUUUCCCACCGUAAGGACCCAAGCCGGAGGCUGAGUCGCAUCCCAGUCCUGGAGCCCUCCAGCCUGCUGGAGCUCCCUCCUGCAGGGUCUGCUAAGGAGAAACUCCUGCAGAAGAAAGCUAACCACCAGGGUCCGGUCCCGUCUCCCACUGCCUCGCCAUCGCUCUCCGAUAGGCGUGGCCCAAUGGUGGCGUCCCUUGCUAGGGACCCGCUGUCCUCCACCUCUGACCGCUCUCAGGACGAGGACUCACUCAUGGGCUCCCGUUCUGACCGCCAGGGAGACGAUGGUCCUUCCCUCUCCUCCUCCUCCAGCCCUCUGUCCCGCAAGAGCAGGAUCCCCCGUCCCGUUCAUUCAGCUUCCUCUGCUGAGCAGCUGGCCGCCCAAUUCCUGCCGCGCCCGCCGCCUGGAAAGCCACCUGGCCGCCCCACAGCGGAGGGCAGACUCAGGCGUUACCGCAUCCGAGCCGGCAGCAACAGUGACUCCGACCUCCUGUCAUGCCUUGCUCAGCUGAUGCAUGGUUCCCGCGGCUCCCCACUUCACCAUCGCUCCUCGGCCCAGCACGGCGGCUCCAGGAUGGGCAUCUGCAGCCUGACCAGCUCUCCGCACCACCACCGCAGCUCUAGCGCCUCCCCGCGCAGCUCCUCCUCCCUGCAGCGCUCCGUCAGCUCCUCGCCCUCCCGCCAUGAGCACCGUGGCGGCGGGGGGAGGGGGCUGCUUGGGCCGCAGCCGCCGCCUCCCAGCUUCUCGGGCUCGCCGCCUCCCCGCCGCUUCUACACUCACCACCAGGAGACAUGCUGCAGCCGCCAGGCUCGCGUCGGCCCCUUCCACCUGUCCAAGGGAAAAGGCUGUAGCCGAGAGGGCAAGUGCUCCAGCAAGCUGAGCAGAUAGUUGCCCUCCAUGUUGCGCGGCCACAACAGAGGAUUGGAAGACUCUUCUUAUGAUAGGGUAGACUGCAAUGUCCUUUAUGUAUAAGUUUACCCCUUUUUCGCUGUCAGUCUGAACUUUACACUCGUCUCGUUGUUUCCCACUGUUCCUGUCACUACUUUAUUUGCACACAGGUUCAUUCAUUUAUGUGCCCGUCUUUAAAGGGGCACUUUGAUGAUUUAGUCAAGCACUUCUAAAAAGUUAGUGGCCUGAAAGAUAGAUUUGAAAUAAAAUGAACAAAAUCUGUGCGGCAGAAACUGAGAUAU